This is a messenger RNA of Rubroshorea leprosula, 3211 nucleotides long. NCBI's taxonomy places the organism in Eukaryota, Viridiplantae, Streptophyta, Magnoliopsida, Malvales, Dipterocarpaceae. The record is from the annotation of a GenBank genome assembly.
CUUGAGCCGUUUCCACAACAACAGAGGCAUCGCCCCACUACCCUUCUCUCCACAUACAGACGCACUUCCUAUUAUUUUAUUUUAAUACCAUUCUCAUUUCUUAUCGAGUUGGUCAACCGCUGCAAGACAAAUCCUUUGUCAGAUUAUGUGUUUUGGAAGUAGUUCUAGAUUCUCUCCACCCUCUGUUUUCUCUGUUUGAAAUCUCUUCUACCAUUAGGGAAGAGUUCUGAGCCCUCUGACCAAGUGACACUGCGUGCACAGUUGACGAAUCGCGAGGGAGUAGAAGAAUCUACCAUUUUCUCUUUCUCGGCGAAGUUGGAUUCUGGGUACUUCAUUGUUUUUCAACUUCUUAUCCCACCGUCAACGGAGCUGGGACGAUCUAGUUCCUUUUGUUAAGUGGAAACUAAUUUUGUCUUCAUAAGUGGCAGUGAGAGAGAUACCCCACAUCUUUCUUUUUCCGUUUCAUUGUUUGCAUAUUCUUGCAUCUAGUCAUCUUCUUUUCUUUUUGUGAACAAUCAUAUCCUCAUAAUAUUAAAAUUUUUUCCUGCUUUUGCUUUAGCUCUGAUUUUCAUAAAGUGGGAUUGGAAUCUGCAGAUGGCUGUUGUGAGAAAUAUUUGCAAAGAUUUUUACUUUUCAAUUCUUCCUUUUAUGGCUUUAUGAAUUAUGAUCUUUCUUAAGUUUUUUGUUAGUUGUUUGCCUUUGCUCAAUGUAGGAACUAAUUAAUUUCAAAGUUGCUCGUUUUUGUCAUAUGGUUGUCUUGAAAAUGACUGGUAGCUGUGCAUUCAUUUAGUUUGUUCGUCCUUAUUACAAAUUCACAAGUGGUAUAGUACUUUCGCAAAUAUUCAACUACUCCUUAUGCCCUAUCUUUUACGCUAUCUGAAGAAUAUUGAUGGGAAAAUAUAAAUUUUUCCUCUCAAAUUGAUAUGUUAAUUUAUUAUCUAGGCAGUUGAUUUUUAGGGUGAAUCUGCAGGUUUUAGGAUGCUUGUUUGUAUAUGGGCAUAGAGAGGACAAGGGUGCUUGGAAAAAUCCAUGAUGUACUUUAUUUGAUACAUGUGAUUUCUUCUCAUGAUCGCAGGAUGUGUGACAGACCAGCUCAGAAACCUGCUUUGAGCAAAAAUGGUUCUGUCUCCCAAUGUUCAUAUGCUAAGGGGAUUUAUUCUGAUUCUGGAGCUCAUUCAGAUAUUUUGUAUGAUUCUCAAAGCAAAAACUCAUCCUUAGAGGUGAGGAAUUUUGAUGAAGAGACUGGUAGUGUUCGAUUGUGUGUUAAAAGCAGAAGCAGUUAUUCUAAUCCUUACAAGGUUCAACUGGAGCACGAGGUUUGUAGAUUACAAUGGCAGCUGCAAGAAGAGAUGGAAUUGCAUGCAGUUCUGGAAAAUGCUAUUCAGGAAAAUGAAAUACAACUCUCUAGUUCUUCACACCUCCCACACCACGCUCAGGAGCUUUUAUCACAUAUUGCAGUAUUAGAGGUUACAGUUUCGAAACUUGAGCAAGAGAUGGUAUCUUUACAUUUCCAACUUAGUCAAGAAAGAAAUGAACGGAGGCUUGCUGAAUAUCAUUUGAGGCGUAAACCUUCUUCGACAAUUUGUUUGUCCUCUUCUAACAUUGAGAAAAUACAGAAGUCAUCCAAUUCUGAAUUACAUCAUUCCUCAGAAGAUAAUUCAUGCCAAGGGCCAAGAGACCAACCAUCUGAAUCUACUAGUGAAUCAUCUCAUGCAAAGUCAGAGGUGGAGUUUGUGCAGACUGCAGUGGGUCCAUCUGUGCUUCUGGAUGGGAGGAAUGCAUCCACAAAGACUGAUGACAAUUCUUGUUCACCUGUAGAAACUAGGAAGCUUCCAAAAGGAAUGCCUCCUAAGGGAUUGUGGGAUUACCCUAAUCAGUUAUCAGAAGAGAUGGUAAGAUGCAUGAGAAAUAUAUUUAUGUCCUUAGCAGAUUCAGCUGUACCAUCCAAAUCAUCUGUGUCGGAGAGCCACUGCUCAACCCUCUCACCACGAGGACAUCUUUCCAAUUCAUCAUGGUGGUCAUCAUCUGAUCGCUCAAUUGUUUCAACAUGGGUACAGAGUCCACAAAUUGACAUGCAUAGCGGGUCUGAAGUUUUGGCAUCAGAGAAUUCCUUUGAUCCUUACAGAGUACGUGGAAAAUUAAGCUGGGCAGACAUUGGAAAUUAUGGAUUAGCAACAGAAGUUUCUUGGAUGUCUGUUGGGAAGAAGCAAUUAGAAUAUGCUUCAGGGGCACUAAGGAGGUUCAGAAUACUUGUGGAACAACUGGCCAAAGUAAAUCCUAUCCUCUUGAGCUGCAACGAGAAGCUUGCUUUUUGGAUCAACCUGUAUAAUGCACUAAUCAUGCAUGCUUAUUUGGCAUAUGGGGUUCCAAGAAGUGACUUGAAACUCUUCUCCUUGAUGCAAAAGGCGGCCUACACUGUUGGAGGGCAUUCUUUCAGUGCAGCUGCUAUUGAAUAUGCCAUUUUGAAGAUGAAACAACCAUUGCAUAGACCCCAAAUUGCUCUACUUCUCGCACUUCACAAACUAAAGGUAUCAGAUGAGCAAAGAAAGUCGGCAAUUGAUGCACAUGAGCCACUCUUAUCUUUUGCUCUCAGUUGUGGAAUGUACUCAUCCCCAUCGGUGAGGAUUUACACUGCCACGAGUGUUAGAGAGGAGCUUGAAGAAGCACAGCGUGAUUAUAUCCGAGCUGCAGUAGGAGUUAGCAGCAAAGGGAAGUUAUUGGUGCCAAAAUUGCUACAUUGCUUUGCUAAAGGCUUUGUUGACGAUGCAAAUUUGGCUGUGUGGAUAUCACAUUACCUGCCAUCAAAUCAGGCUGCUUUCGUUGAGCAAUGCAUAUCGCAAAGGCGGCAAAGCCUUCUUGGUUCUCGUAACUGUGGCAUUCUUCCCUUUGACUCGCGCUUUCGUUACUUGUUCUUGCCAGACAAAGGUUCACUGAUAUGAUGCUUGUCCAUACUAUUUUGUAUAUCUUUCUUGCCUUGGCCUGCAUACAUCAAAUCAGCUCAUACAACACACUAAAAGGUUCCACAGAGAAAUUAAGUUGCUUCUUCUGUGGAACUUACCCCUGCUAAAAAAAAUGGAGCUGGUUACAGUUUCCAUCAUUUUGCCUUGCAAGCUUAGUUGUAACCUUUCUUAGGUGUUGUACAUUUGUGUUUAUGAUUAGGAAGGAGUCAUACGAUGCCUUUUUGAUGAUCAAAUAAAAUGUGAAAAUGACA